Molecule: messenger RNA, 762 nt
Organism: Paramisgurnus dabryanus
Lineage: Eukaryota; Metazoa; Chordata; Actinopteri; Cypriniformes; Cobitidae
Gene: edf1
Product: endothelial differentiation-related factor 1
Cellular component (GO): nucleus
Molecular function (GO): DNA binding
Source: RefSeq, a predicted model, not a curated record
CAGGGUUCACACACGCGACGCGUUCAACGCCCCAUUUGUCGCUUUAAAACAAACACUUUUGCUCCAAACUAACUACAUUUCUCAAACAUGGCAGAAAGUGACUGGGAUACGGUGACUGUUUUGAGGAAGAAAGGUUCGGCUGCGCAGUCAAAGUCUAAACAGGCUGUAAUCGCUGCUCAGAGGAAGGGACAUGACGUGGAGACAUCAAAGAAAUGGGCUGCUGGGCAAAAUAAACAACACCUUGUAACCAAGAACACAGCCAAGCUGGACAGAGAGACAGAGGAGCUGAGCCACCAGAGAGUGUCGGUUGAAGUGGGUAAGGUUAUUCAGCAGGGCCGGCAAAAUAAGGGCCUCACCCAGAAGGAUCUGGCAACUAAAAUUAAUGAGAAGCCACAAAUCAUAGCAGAGUAUGAAGCUGGGAAAGCCAUCCCCAAUAACCAAGUAAUGGGAAAGAUUGAGCGAGCAAUUGGCCUCAAGUUGCGAGGAAAGGAAAUUGGGCUGCCGCUUGAUGCUGUUCCUGUUCCUAAAAAGAAAUGAGUAAAAAAUCCUCGAAAACUCCACCAUUUGCUGAAACCUCCUGAUAUCUACAGAAUAUUUACAGUCUUUAUUAACUGAUGCAUUUUAUUUGUAAUGGUGGAGCAGGCACACUCAUGUUGCCAUAUGCACGAGAGGCUUAAUAUCUAACGUUUUAUGUCAGUUGAAGACUCAUUGAUUUUUUUUUUUUUUAAAUGCUCGCUACUCUGAAAUAAAAAUUGAUUUCUA